This is a messenger RNA of Trypanosoma brucei brucei TREU927, 4716 nucleotides long. RefSeq lists its product as hypothetical. The record is from RefSeq and is a predicted model, not a curated record. Lineage: Eukaryota; Euglenozoa; Kinetoplastea; Trypanosomatida; Trypanosomatidae. The coding region runs from base 1 to 4716 and encodes 1571 amino acids. The transcript has a single exon.
AUGCGUGAAUGCGACAACUGUGGCAGAAUAAGUGAAGACUCACGCUUUUUAAAGCCUCAACAGCAUGUCCCUCAGUGCUUCUUACUAAUUGAAGGCAAAUACCUGCAAGAGUCUCCGGCGUCUCAACUUUUCGCAGUCUCCACGCCCGUUAAGUCGUGUGAUGUUUCUUUUUACAAUGAGGAAACUUCUCAGAAGGUCACAUUCGACUUACCGAAGAUUAUUGGAGGUGCAAACCACAACUCUACGAAUCGACGUGAUGUGAGUUCGACCAGCAGCCAGUUACAUUUGAGGCCUCUACCCAAUGAAAGGUUGAAUCUUUUUCUUCCAUCGAGGGAACUUUACAUGCGGGAGCGGGCACUUCAGCAAAUGGAGUCUGCAGCCCUUAACGAAAGGGUGAUUGCGGACACGAGAAAAGAUAUUGCUUUGAUACGAGACAUGCUUAGAUCCGCGAUAACGGCUCGACCUCUGAAAGAAAAGCAGCACGACAGACCUAAUCACGAUGAGACUCUUCCACCGGCAAAAGUCAGAAAGGCGGAAACGGGAAAGUGGGAAAAAGAGCUGUUUGACGGUUUCGGUGAGGCUGCGGAUGCGGAUGCGGUGGAUCAACUACUAAACAGUGGAGAGGCAACACGGAACCGGAACAGGGAAGAGGUUUGCGUUAUUGAGUUCAAUCGAAUGGUUAAAACCUCAUCGCUGUGUGUGGGAAAAUACGGUUUAAACAUUAAAGGCAUUGAGGAUAUGGAUAUCACCGCACCAGCUACCGAAUUUACCGUUUGUGUGGAAGAGUACAAGGUAGUUUCAAGUCAAGGGCCCCGAGUCCUGCAUGAAGUUAGGCACAGGCUAUACAGAAGCAUCAACAUGAAGCGCGAGCACAAUAAAUCAUUUGAUGCCUCUUUCGGGCAACCAGUGGAAUUCUUCGUAACGGAAUGCAACGACUUACACGUGUUCAUAAUACAUUUGCUAUACCGCGGGCGCUUGUUCGCAUGGUCAUCUGUGAAUGCUUUGUAUGAAGGACCAUGGGUAAGCAAACUUAGGAAACCACCGGUGGAUAUGGCGGUUGCGUUGGUCGUGGAGCACAUAAAUUUAGAUGAUCCUAUACUCCGAGGGUUUAUAUCCGAUAAAGCAUCAGAUGAUUUAGGCGAAGCUGAAGCGUACUUGAAUCGUCUCGAGUCGCAACCGCCAGCUGCGAACAAAACGGUAGAAAACAUGAACGAUCCCAGUGUUUCUGCAGUAAACCUUAGACCCCGCAUGUCUGCUAAAACAGGGGUCGAUAAAGCAUCUGAGACAAUUCAACACACUAAAACGCAACGACAAAAUUAUGACGAAAACGGAAAAGUGGUAUUAGCAGCCUCCCCAGUCCCGCCAGUGACAAAAAAAAGUUUUUCACACAAGGAGGAAAGGGAAAGUACAUCUCCCUCAGGUCCUCAGAACUCAACUGCAAUAUUGAAACCGUAUCCACGUGAAUACAGAGAGGAAAGGGAAACUACAUCUCCCUCAGGUCCUCAGAACUCAACUGCAACAUUGAGGCCGUAUCCACGUGAAUACAGGGAGGAAAGGGAAACUACAUCUCCCUCAGGUCCUCAGAACUCAACUGCAAUAUUGAAACCGUAUCCACGUGAAUACAGAGAGGAAAGGGAAACUACAUCUCCCUCAGGUCCUCAGAACUCAACUGCAACAUUGAGGCCGUAUCCACGUGAAUACAAGGAGGAAAGGGAAAGUACAUCUCCCUCAGGUCCUCAGAACUCAACUGCAACAUUGAGGCCGUAUCCACGUGAAUACAGAGAGGAAAGGGAAAGUACAUCUCCCUCAGGUCCUCAGAACUCAACUGCAACAUUGAGGCCGUAUCCACGUGAAUACAAGGAGGAAAGGGAAACUACAUCUCCCUCAGAUCCUCAGAACUCAACUGCAACAUUGAGGCCGUAUCCACGUGAAUACAGAGAGGAAAGGGAAAGUACAUCUCCCUCAGAUCCUCAGAACUCAACUGCAACAUUGAGGCCGUAUCCACGUGAAUACAAGGAGGAAAGGGAAACUACAUCUCCCUCAGAUCCUCAGAACUCAACUGCAACAUUGAGGCCGUAUCCACGUGAAUACAAGGAGGAAAGGGAAACUACAUCUCCCUCAGAUCCUCAGAACUCAACUGCAACAUUGAGGCCGUAUCCACGUGAAUACAAGGAGGAAAGGGAAACUACAUCUCCCUCAGAUCCUCAGAACUCAACUGCAACAUUGAGGCCGUAUCCACGUGAAUACAAGGAGGAAAGGGAAACUACAUCUCCCUCAGAUCCUCAGAACUCAACUGCAACAUUGAGGCCGUAUCCACGUGAAUACAAGGAGGAAAGGGAAACUACAUCUCCCUCAGGUCCUCAGAACUCAACUGCAACAUUGAGGCCGUAUCCACGUGAAUACAAGGAGGAAAGGGAAACUACAUCUCCCUCAGAUCCUCAGAACUCAACUGCAACAUUGAGGCCGUAUCCACGUGAAUACAAGGAGGAAAGGGAAACUACAUCUCCCUCAGAUCCUCAGAACUCAACUGCAACAUUGAGGCCGUAUCCACGUGAAUACAAGGAGGAAAGGGAAACUACAUCUCCCUCAGGUCCUCAGAACUCAACUGCAACAUUGAGGCCGUAUCCACGUGAAUACAAGGAGGAAAGGGAAACUACAUCUCCCUCAGAUCCUCAGAACUCAACUGCAACAUUGAGGCCGUAUCCACGUGAAUACAGAGAGGAAAGGGAAAGUACAUCUCCCUCAGAUCCUCAGAACUCAACUGCAACAUUGAGGCCGUAUCCACGUGAAUACAAGGAGGAAAGGGAAACUACAUCUCCCUCAGAUCCUCAGAACUCAACUGCAACAUUGAGGCGGUUUCGACGUGGCGGUAUGGACGGAAGGGAUGGUAGGGAUCAUACCGGUGCCGUGACAUGUCAAUCAAAUGGAGGUUGUGUUUCCUCGAAAGGUGAACGUUCCGACACCAAAACCAAUGGUGCCUCGGGUACGCGUAACCGCGGUCGCAACAACGAUGGAAAUGGGGACAAAAUUACUGGUGGCUCGGGGUCGCAGAGGUUUCCAGUGGAGGAGAGAGUCUCACCUCUAUCUGCUUGUGUUUUGCUUGGUCUCCGCAGUGAGGGCGAUGCACCGAGCUCUCGUAAAAUUGGAAGUGAAAGGGAGGCUUUUGCGUCUGUGGAUUUGCGUGUUAACAAAAUUGUUGGACUACCACCGAACUGUUUGUGUGCUCGCGUUUUGGUUUACUUUGUCAACUAUAUCAGCCGUCAAACAAAGGGGCUGGUGAAUGACUCCUCUGAUUGUGAGCUGUUCAUGAGACCACCAAAUGCUAUUGGUUAUCAGAAAAGUGGUGGGAAUGGUACAUCACCAACCUUUGACAUCAAAUUUGAUGAUAUUAUGGUUACUAACAACACUUAUGCCAUUGUUAUCAUCGAAUACAUUACAAACCCAAAAUGUGGCCCCACCACGUUUGGCCACGUCAGUCUUCCCAUCCAUACGCUAGCACCGGUCGGAAACUUCCUUUCACGCAUCCGAUUAGGCGAUCCCCGAGAACCCGAAGCGCGGUCGGUGCAUGUUGACAGGCUCUCAGGCCCCACCUCCAUUCUUACAUCGUACAGGAGCUCCAAACAGCGCCAACAUGCAGUCGCAGAGGGAAAGUUUGAUGCAGCAGCGCUUUACGACAAGCUUCUGCAACCGUUGAAGUCACGUGCCGAAUGUCAUCCAUGUGGAUUUAUUUCAUGGUGUGUCGGUUCUGACCCGAACGCACCGUCCUUUGAGUACCCCGGAGAGCCUCCGCUAUCGAAUGGAGAAGUGGAGUUGUUUUCUGUACGCGAAGCACUUGACACCAGCAAGUCGUUUCAUUAUACUGAUAUUGGUGAACCCAUGAGGGCAUUUGGCCAGCAAAGGUCACAAUCCUUUCGGGACUUCAGCAGCAUUGUGCCGUACGACCCCAAUCGUGGUUUCUUUAUUCUCACGGAGGCUGUACAUGGUAUGUGCACAAGGGAAGCUCUUUACGUUGUCGUUACAUCCAUCAACAUAAAUGGUCAUAAUAACAUAGCAUACACCAAAAAAUUUCGCUGGUCGUCGGAUGUUGGUGCACCACACUUCGAUGACCCCAUCAAAGCAAUAAGGAUGGUGAAGGCGCACCCUUUUACCGUUGCUGAAAAGUAUCUAUUGAGAAUAACAAACUUGGACACCAUACCAAAAUACGAAGGCAGACAACUUCUUGUCGAGCAAGUGGGUUGGACGUUGUUGAAGAUGUUUCCUGAGGAUGGUGCGGUUCGCACUGGCAGGUAUGCGCUCGCUCUCUUUGAGGGCACACCACCCCCUCAAUUACUUGAUGAAGUGAAAUCAUACCCCAUGGAUGAGGUUCUGAGUUAUUGGGUGCUAAGCAAUCGGGUGCAGUACAUUACACCUCCUGCCUCUGUUGUCGUAUCAAUUGGUGAUAUCUGCUUUGCUGAACAAUUUUCUGUUGACCAUCCGGGACGGCCGCAACCGCAAAAACUCAUGACAACUAAACACCAGGAGAUUUCUCUUCCAUGUGCUGGAAAUGAGGGAUCUAUGGGUUACAAGCAAGAUGAUUUGCUUAAAGACAUGGGAAUAAGUGUGGAAAAGGCCGAGAGCGCCAUAAGGACUGCGUUGAAAAGUUUCCUCCAUCGAACCAUUCAAAGAAGACGUGAAAAGUAUGGAAAGAAGGAUGUCCGUUUCGUUGACGGCGAGUAA